CGAAGAGGAAAUUAUGUCCUCGACGCAGAGUGCCUGCGCUGGGCUGACUGCGAGCGCCGCUACGUCGACGGGCUGCCGUUGCAUGGGAUCCUAAGAGCCGAGGGGGCUGACGGGGUGCGUGACACUGGCUUCCUUGGAGCUAUCUAGCUGAGGUGGUCGUGCGCCCUGCCCCUUGUGCACUGCCCGGAGAGGGCCGACGGAGCCCAAGGCGGCCAUGGCUGAGAAUCAGGACAAUUCGUUCAGCUCGUUAGAGCAGGCCGGCCAAGGUACCAGCAGCAGGCCAUUUAAUUUUCCAUGUUUGGAUCUUAGAACUAACACUGAUAUUCAAAAUGAUAUAUCUGCGGAAAAGCGAAGACAAUUAAAACUGAGUUUUCAAGCUCCAAGUGGAAACUUGAUACACUCUAAUUCAACAACGUCCUCUGUUUCUAAUUUGACAAUGGCAUCAGCAUGCCCACCAAUGUCGGUUAUACGCCCAAGUUUGCCUUUAGCUUUACCGAAGCUGCCUGCAAGACCUCGUGCUGUAACACAACAAGAAUUUUUACCUGAUAAAGCAAGAGAUAAAUUUAAAAUGUGCCAGUCAAUGCAAAGUACUGGAAAACUACAACUGACUCCAGAUACGGUGUAUGACUUUACGAGUGAAGAUCUUCAAGACUUGGGGGAAAUUGGUAGAGGAGGUUUCGGAACUGUAAAUAAAAUGAUACAUAGGAUAAGCAAUACUGUUAUGGCUGUGAAGAGAAUUCGUUCGACGGUCGACGAAAAGGAACAAAAGCAAUUAUUAAUGGAUCUAGAAGUUGUCAUGAAAUCCAACGAGUGUCCUUGCAUCGUGCAAUUUUAUGGGGCUUUAUUUAAAGAAGGAGACUGUUGGAUAUGCAUGGAAUUAAUGGACACUUCAUUAGACAAGUUUUACAAGUUUAUUUACGAGAGAUUAAACGAGAGGAUACCCGAAUGUAUCUUAGGUAAAAUCACAGUAGCUACAGUUAAAGCACUGAAUUAUCUAAAAGAAAAAUUACGGAUCAUCCAUCGAGACGUUAAGCCUAGUAAUAUAUUACUAGAUCGACGGGGCAAUAUAAAACUUUGUGAUUUCGGUAUAUCUGGACAAUUGGUUGAUUCAAUUGCACGAACGCGUGAUGCAGGUUGCAGACCAUAUAUGGCUCCUGAAAGAAUAGAUCCGCAGCGAGCAAGGGGUUACGACGUAAGAAGCGAUGUAUGGUCUCUUGGUAUAACGCUGAUGGAAGUCGCAACAGGGUACUUUCCUUAUCCAAAAUGGAAUUCUGUAUUUGAGCAACUCUAUCAAGUAGUGCAAGGCGAUCCACCAAGGCUGUCCCCUAAUGAAAAUGGAAAUCAUUUUACAAUGGAUUUUGUUAAUUUCGUUAAUACAUGUCUAAUCAAAGAGGAAACUCAGCGUCCAAAGUACAAUAAACUUUUAGAGCAUCCAUUUAUUAGAAAAUCCGAGGAGGCAACGAUAGACGUAGCCGCCUAUAUUAGCGGCAUUUUGGACAAUAUGGCUAAUAAUGGUGUUACCCUUUUCACCACGAAUCAGCCUUAAAAUAAUAAAAGAAAGAAAUGACGAUAAAGUUUUAUGAACAAAGAGUCAAAAUGAAGUGCAAAAGCAUAUAGGAGAUGAAUGAUAGAAGAAAAGUAAAGGAGAGAGAGAGAGAGAGAGAGAGAGAGAGAGAGAAGGAAAUGGAAAAGAUAGAUCGUUCCUUCGUUAUGGCAAUCCUCCGUUUCUCACCCUUGUUGCGAUGUGUAAUGUGUAGGGGGCAAGAAAACGCUCCAAUUUAGCGUAAUUUUAAUUAAUUAACGCGAGGUAAAUGUAGAGCUCUACCUCCGUGUUCUCUAAUACUCGUAUGCAUAGAGCGAGCCUCUUAGGGAAAACCCACUACCCACAAUGUUUCAAAUACAGACAGACUAAAAGAAAAUGUAAGAUUUAAUGAAGUUAUUCUCAC
Messenger RNA from Ceratosolen solmsi marchali, 1946 nucleotides. RefSeq names its product dual specificity mitogen-activated protein kinase kinase 4. Gene Ontology annotation, biological process: protein phosphorylation; MAPK cascade. Gene Ontology annotation, molecular function: JUN kinase kinase activity; ATP binding. Lineage: Eukaryota; Metazoa; Arthropoda; Insecta; Hymenoptera; Agaonidae. The transcript is spliced from 9 exons. The record is from RefSeq and is a predicted model, not a curated record. Bases 215 to 1546 code for a protein of 443 amino acids.